ACUGAGGAUGCACUGAUCAGCCCCGCACAGCGGCUCAAGGAGGCACAAGAGCCGGGGACAAUAAAGAAGGACGUUGCGCUCGGAGUCGCUAAAAAACGCUCUGUCUGAGGCUGCGGGAAACGCUCGGACUGCGCACAGGGGGGAUUCACAGGCAAAGCCCCAACAGCAUCAUCGCUGGGAGGUACAACAAAGACUUUCAUCAUUCCUGCCCGGGGCAAACGGAGUACAAACCUUAUUCCAUAACUACAGAACUGCCCUUGUAACCAUUAUCUACCCCAGGCUGGGGCAUUUACAGCUCAGAACUGACUCUAAGGAUUAUCUACCCCAGGCUGGGGCAUGUGGGGUAACAAGACUGUUGUCCCAAGUAUUCUCUACCCUAAUCUGGAGUAUUAUUAAACACAAAAAGGAUUAUUUACCCCACUCUGGGGUAUAUCGGACACAUGCAUUAUCUACCCCAGGUUAGGGAGAUAACAAAACUGACAGUUGCAAGACUUGGAUGGGGCAAAUGAAAAACAGACACCACUUAUCUGCCCCAGGGUGAGGUAUAUGACACCCAUAAGGAUUAUUUACCCCCAGUGGGGUGAUUACCUGUUGUACCCCGGAGAGAGCGAUAUAAAAAGACAGAACUAACUGCCCCAUGAAGGAGGGGUAUAUCACCCUAAGGAUUAUCUGACCUGGGCUGGGGAUAAAUAACGCUGUUGCCAUAAGGAUUUCCUGCCCCAGAAGAGUCGCAAAAACUGCCGCCUGGAUGAGACUGCGAUGGAAAGUGUCAAUUUAGCCGAAAGCGCAUAGAUACCGCGGGGUGAGGAACGUUACGCGCAGUUAAAGGGAAGUAGAUGGAUAACAAAGGCGCACGCCUGGGCAGGGAGUUGCCCCAACAAUAGCACCAGACACAAUGAGAGCUGCGCUAACCCUCAUCCCCUCCGGCCUCCUCCUGCUCCUCGUGGGGGGCAUGUUACUGAGCUGGAGGGAAGCCCACCCCAUUGAGCCCCCUGCUCAUCGAUCCCCCCGCUCUGUAAGAACUCAGGGGCCCCCCACAAUAGAGGCCACUUUCCAAUCUGUAGGUUCUUCUCCCUCUACAAAUGGAUAUAAAUCUGAAGAGAAGAGCGCAAGGUCUCCGACUGACUCGUCCCUGGAGCAGGGGAUCUUCUGGCCCCGGGCGCUGGAGCAAACCUUGCCCAUGGGGUUCCAGUUGGAGGCUGCGGAGCAGUGGCGGAACACGGCUCGCUCCGCAGGUAUUGUGUCUUUAGAGAGAGGCUGCGGGCGGAGCACUAACCGAUUGGCUACCCUGUCCGAUGGGAGCCGGGUGUGUGUGCGCUAUGGAAUCAACCCAGAACAAAUCCAGGGAGAGCUGCUGUCCUACUACUUGUCCCGCUUAUUGGGGCUCCGCGGGGUCCCGCCUUGUGUGCUCUCACGGGUGGGCAGCCCUCAAUGGGCUCCGGUACAAACAGAACUAGGGGCCACAGGAUGGACUCAAGGAGCCCUGGUGAGCUUUACACCCUGGGUGCACAAUUUAAGCUCAGUAUUGCCCCCUAUGGCUCUGCGCGCUGAGGAUGGAAAGCUCCGACCCCUGCGCAACGAGCUCAGCAAAGGUUCAGCCAACAUGCUGGAAUUGGCGCAAUGGGCAGACCUCAUUUUGUUUGAUUACUUGACUGCAAACUUUGACCGACUAGUGAGCAAUCUGUUCAGUCUGCAGUGGGAUCCACACAUUAUGCUGCGCGGUACCAAUAACCUGCACCGCACUCCAGAGGGGGCCCUGGUUCUGCUGGAUAACGAGGCUGGUUUUGCUCAUGGUUACAGACUUUUGGGUACCUGGGACAAAUACAACGAGCAACUGCUGGGCACAGUGUGCGUGUUCCGCAGGAGUGUGGCGCGUAAACUGCGGGAAACGCAUCUGGCGCGGAACGUUGCGCAGGAGCUGCAAGCGCUUUACCAACAGGAGGAGCCGCUGGCUGGGGAGCUCGGUCUCCUCUCUGAGGCCCAGGCUCAGAUUCUACAGGACAGGGUGGGACAGGUGUAUAAACACAUGCUAAGCUGUCAGGACAGGUACAGCUGAAUAGGGGGAGUGAGCGACCCCCCAAUAAACACCAGCCAUAGCCAGUGCCAUGCGCAUGAUGGAUUUUACUGGGACAUUUAUAUGUGUGGGGCACCAUGUGGUUAUUUGGGCAAAGUUUCCUAAAUUCUGCUCAAUAUGCUGUAUGGGAAUGGUAUUAAGGCUGUUCCUUUAAGGAGUAGUUGGUACAGGGAUGGCACUUAGCGGCUAGAGUGGAAUUAUGGAGGUUCCCACACUAGAUUACAACUGGGAAUGGUAGUUUGUGCUGGAAGCUUUGGGGUUUAUGGAUUUGAGCCAUUCAGGAAAGGUUUUAGGGGUCAUGGAGCUGGAUGAAUUCUGACCAAUCGCUGACCGCCAUUAAUUAUGAUGUGAAUUAAAGGGAAAGCUAUGCAGGGUGUUCGCCAGGGCAUGUCCACAUCAAGGACCAGCAUUUCCUGCGCAAUAAUCCAUGUCAUUUUCCCACACUCCCUAAGGCUGGGGUGGGAGAGGGUUAUAAAUAUGAAAUUAAAAUAGGACAUAAUAUAUUUAAAAAGGGGUGGUUGGUUUUUGGGGUGAGACCAAAUCCUUUUGGCAAGUUCAGAAAAUAUGGGUAACUGGUAGAACUGAGCUGUGAUUAGGGAAAGUUGGUUAGAAAUGUGUCCUGCUAGAUAAAACUAAAAGAUCUCAGCUGCCUCGGAACCCCUUGGGAAGCAGCAAUGCCAAGUCCAGUUCUGCUCCGAGAAACUGUCGUAAAGCGGCCGAUAAACAACAGCCUAAAUGUCAGAGGACUCCAAUGGUGUCACUUUGUUUUUAAAGGAGAAUUUUAUUCUAAAAUAAUUUGCAAUUGGCCCUUAAAAGGGGUGGUUCCCCUUUCAGCUAAUUUUAGUAUGUUAUAGAAUGGCUAAUUCUAAGCAACUUUCCAAUU
Xenopus laevis (African clawed frog) is the source of this 2957-nucleotide messenger RNA. RefSeq names its product four-jointed box kinase 1 L homeolog (gene fjx1.L). Bases 896 to 2056 code for a protein of 386 amino acids. The record is from RefSeq and is a predicted model, not a curated record. The transcript has a single exon. Lineage: Eukaryota; Metazoa; Chordata; Amphibia; Anura; Pipidae. Gene Ontology annotation, biological process: cell-cell signaling.